GUGGAAGUUACACCAGGUCGUUGAAUCAGGCUGAACUUGAAUGGAACGAGAGACAGCAUAGAUCUCAUUGCCAUUUAAUUUCAUACCUGCCUGUACAAGUGCCCUGUAGAUCACGGAUUCCGUCCUCCUCUUAUUGUCACCGUCAUAAACAAAAUGCUGCGUUUACCUACUUUGAUGAAACAAGCCCGACCAGUGUGCAGGGCGUUAGCCCCCCACCUGACUCGUGCCUACGCCAAAGAUGUCAAAUUCGGGGCUGAUGCACGCGCCCUUAUGCUUAAAGGGGUUGACCUGCUCGCGGACGCUGUUGCAGUUACCAUGGGACCCAAGGGUCGCACAGUCAUCAUUGAGCAGAGCUGGGGAAGUCCCAAGGUCACCAAGGACGGUGUGACAGUGGCCAAGAGCAUUGACCUUAAGGACAAAUACCAAAACAUUGGUGCCAAGCUGGUACAGGAUGUGGCAAACAACACCAAUGAGGAGGCUGGAGAUGGCACAACCACUGCCACAGUUCUGGCCCGUGCCAUCGCCAAAGAGGGCUUUGACACAAUCAGCAAGGGUGCCAAUCCCGUGGAAAUCCGCCGCGGAGUGAUGUUUGCGGUGGAAACGGUCAUCGCCGAGCUGAAGAAGCUGUCAAAGCCAGUCACCACACCGGAAGAGAUCGCUCAGGUUGCAACCAUAUCAGCCAAUGGAGACAGCGAGAUUGGAAACAUCAUCUCCAACGCCAUGAAGAAAGUGGGUCGUAAUGGUGUCAUCACAGUGAAGGAUGGAAAGACGCUACACGACGAGCUGGAGGUCAUCGAGGGCAUGAAGUUCGACCGCGGCUACAUCUCCCCAUACUUCAUUAACACUCCCAAAGGUCAGAAGGUUGAGUUCCAGGAUGCCUUCCUGCUUCUCAGUGAGAAGAAGAUCUCCAGUGUGCAGAGCAUAGUGCCCGCUCUGGAGAUCGCCAACCAGCAGCGCAAACCCCUUGUCAUCAUCGCUGAGGACGUCGACGGAGAAGCACUCAGCACCCUCGUCCUUAAUCGACUGAAGGUUGGCCUCCAGGUUGUGGCCGUGAAGGCACCUGGAUUUGGAGACAACAGGAAGAACCAGCUGAGGGACAUGGCUGUCGCCUCUGGAGGCACAGUGUUUGGGGAUGAGUUGGUGGGCUUGGCUCUGGAGGACGUCCAGGCUCACGACUUCGGUAAGGCGGGCGAGGUGCAAAUCACCAAGGACGACACGUUGAUCCUGAGGGGCCGCGGUGACCCCGCAGCCAUCGAGAAACGCAUCACAGAGAUCGCAGAGCAGCUGGACAACACCACCAGCGAUUACGAGAAAGAGAAGCUGAACGAGCGGCUGGCCAAGCUCUCGGAUGGCGUGGCUGUGCUGAAGAUUGGUGGAACUAGUGAUGUGGAGGUCAAUGAGAAGAAGGACCGUGUGACGGACGCCCUGAAUGCCACUCGUGCGGCGGUGGAGGAGGGCAUCGUGCCCGGCGGUGGCUGUGCCCUGCUGCGCUGCAUCCCUGCUCUGGACGCCCUUGUGCCCGUUAACGCUGACCAGAAGAUCGGCAUUGACAUCAUCCGUCGUUCCCUCCGCGUGCCGGCCAUGACGAUAGCGAAGAACGCUGGGGUGGAGGGCGCUCUGGUGGUGGAGAAGAUCCUGCAGCUGGACGGCAUGAUGGGCUACGACGCCAUGCAGGGCGAGUACGUCAACAUGGUGGAGAAGGGCAUCAUCGACCCCACCAAGGUUGUGAGAACAGCGCUGCUUGAUGCUGCAGGUGUGGCCUCUCUCCUCUCCACUUGCGAGGCAGUAGUCGUGGAGAUCCCCAAGGAUGAGAAGGAGGGCGGCAUGCCAGGUGGUAUGGGCGGAAUGGGAGGAAUGGGCGGCAUGGGAGGUAUGGGUGGAGGCAUGUUCUAAACCGCCCUCCUGCCAGAUACGCCAUUUAAGCCCUCCAUGAGAGACCUGGUGCUGGAGCCAGGUGAAAGCGCUCUCUAUCGCCCUCUUUGGACAGGGUUUGCGAUUACAUCAGUAAGAAGAAACUGCACAUCAACACUACUCACCGCAUCAGGCAUGUUACAUCUAACCCCCUCCAUAACAAACUGCCUUUGAAGGACACUUUCAGUGGGAAACAAUUAAGCUGUGCUUCUUUCCCAACGCUACACAAAGCUGGGAUGCAACAUAAUGUUAUUCAUUUGUUGUCUGGUUAAAAAGCUCAUGCCUGAACCAGUGAAGAAUGAAUGAUUGAAUCAUGUGAACUGUGAACUUGUUACUGUUUCCUUUGGGGUUAUGUUGAUGUGUGCAGGAAAUCCUGUUCCUUGUUUUACAUGAGUCGCCUGAUUUAGUUUUCUUUUUUUCUUUUGUUAAAAUAAUUGUCUCAUGCUGGGAUGGUUUUGCUCUUUGCCUGUGCAAUUCGCCUUUGAUUCUGACAGAGAAGAGGGCUUUGCUCCCUCGCUGCCUCGUAGGUCUUUUUCACCACCACCACCACCAUAUACAGAACCUCAUGAAGUUCUUCUCCAAUGUUUCUUCUGAAUGUUGUCAUGUUUCCAUAAUCUGUUGUACACAAGAUUGGUUUGUGUGUCAUUUUUCAGAUGUAUUCAAUAACAGGAAACCAAGAUAGGCUGACUUUGAUUCUGAAUUACUGAGGAUGUUAUGACGACCUUGUUUUGCAUCCAAGAGAGAUCUCGUUUAAAGAGUGUGAAUGGCCAGUAGAUGGCGCUGUAACAAAUUUCCAGUUCACAACUAUAUGUAAACAGAUGGUACACAUUCUAGCAAAUAAUGUUAAUUAUAGUCCGUUUAUAAUUCUCUGAAGCUGUAUUUUCAAUUUCACCAAAAAUAUGUUGGUACACAGUUUGUGGUUCUUUUUGUCGAUGCCCUCUGCUAAAGUGUCAAAUCAAAUAAGUUGAAAUGUUGAGUGACCUGAAUUGCCCUUGGUCUUGAGAAUAAAGUGUCCGAUCAAGACCGGGUUUACAGUGUGGAUGUGCAGAGCCCUGAGUGAAUGGUACUACUGUACUUAACUGAUCAUCAGAGCUUAAGGGAGAACAGAGAGGAGGUUUGUUGUUUGUUUUUUUCCCUUAUGUGCUUUUCCAUAUCUUACUGUGCUUCUCUAAAUGUCUGGGUGAUUGCUUGAUGGCAAAAACUAAAAAUCUCAGCAAAGAUGUAUGAGUAUUGAAUGUUUUAUUUGUUUUUGUACAAUAUAGUGAAAUGAAAAUACUUUAUAAUAAAAUCAGACAUCUAAACCGAAA
This is a messenger RNA of Clupea harengus (Atlantic herring), 3218 nucleotides long. Its product is annotated as 60 kDa heat shock protein, mitochondrial-like. The record is from RefSeq and is a predicted model, not a curated record. Gene Ontology annotation, molecular function: ATP-dependent protein folding chaperone; ATP binding. Lineage: Eukaryota; Metazoa; Chordata; Actinopteri; Clupeiformes; Clupeidae. Gene Ontology annotation, biological process: protein refolding.